CGCAGACUUAAAGAUAUUUCAGGCUGUAGUACAUCGUACGCGCUGGGAAGACGAAGCUCCAGCUGGAACAUCCAGGGUCCUGCUGUGACGAAAUUGUGGAGUAACAAAGAUUGUGCCAUCUGUGGGUUUUUGAGCUGACAUCAUCAUAUCUCCUGCCUAUUGACUGAAUUACCCCCAUAACAAAGCAUGGAGGGGGCCGUGGUGAACAACCUCAUAGAAUUUGACUCGCCCCCAGAAGGAACAGCGCCCUCUGUUCUCGUACCCUCCAGUGGGGCGGACUUUUUCUCAUCCGAGCCUCUCGUCCCUGAGCCUGCGAGCGACGUCACCAUGGAGCCCCUUCUUCCAGAGCCCAUGGCCCCCACACAUACUUCCCACAGUGAAGACGAUAGUGAUGCCACCGAAUCUGCCGACAGUGAGAACGAGGGCGCAGAUUCGCCAUCACACCCGUCGAGCACGCGGCGGUCCUCGUCUUGCUCCAGUCACAGUACUGAGGACGCGGAGGAGACGGAGAUACGAGCGUUCAUGAAAACCUAUGUGGCAAAGCUCUUCCAUGGAAGGGAGGACUUUGAUCAGGAGGAGAAAGCUCGCUUUGGAGAGCUGUGCACUGGAGAGAACGGGAAAGGCAGGGAGUGGUUCUCGAAAUAUGUCAGUGCACAGCGCUGCCACUCCAAAUGUGUGAGCGAACAGACUUUCUACAGGCUGGUGCAGUCAUUUGCUGUUGUUCUGUUUGAAUGUCACCAGGUGGAUGAUUAUGCUCCCGCCAAACACCUCAUGACCAUGUGCUUCACAUAUUACUACAUGGGUAAGUCCCAGCUGUCUCCCACAGAGCUGUUGGAGAGGCCCAGCGGGGGGAUCGACUCGUACCUGCGCAGUGGAAAGGUCUGGCUGUCUGGGAAGAAGGAUAUCGCGGAGCGAAUGCUCAAAAACACCUCCGCUAAGUCUGACGUUAAAGGAUUUUUUGGGGGUCUGGAGAGCAAACUGAGAGGACCCUUGGGCCGAAAGAAUGAAGACUCAGACAGGCCUGUUGAACAGAAAACCAAAACUCCAGUUUCUCCCCCUCUCUCCCCGGAUAGAAAAGAAGAGGAGAAAAUUUACCUGUACACACACCUGAAACAGCAGCCCAUUUGGCACACUUUGAGGUUUUGGAACGCAGCGUUUUUUGAUGCCGUCCAUUGUGAGAGAAAUAAAAGAUCCCCCACCACGAGGCGGACGGCUGAGGAAGAGAAAGAUGAAAGAGAAAAGUGGUGUCAUAUGACCCAGGAAGAAAAAGACGAUAGCUCCAGAUUUGAUGAGAACAUCACCUUCGGUCAACUGGGGACAUUCACUCAUAACAUGGUGGCAUUUGGACUGAGCAAGAAACUUUGCAAUGACUUCCUGAAGAAGCAGGCAGUCAUUGGAAAUCUGAAUGAAGAGCAAAACAAGCUGCUGUGUGAUCACAUUGAGCAGAUGGCUGCAGAGUGAAUAUCCAAAAUCAUCUAAACUCUACCAUCAGCACAUCCAUGAUCUCUAAUGACCAGUAUUCCACAAAUGCCAACACGGUUUCGCCUCUAUCAUCACCCUACUAUUCUCACCAAUACAGAAAUCAUGCAACUAAAAUGGUUGGCAUAAAUCAGCCAAAUCCCCAUGAUGCUUCGGUGUCCAGCUGCAGUGUGGAAACGGUUCAUCUUUGUUGAAAAUGCCACAACGUGUCAAAAUAAGCACCUAUACUGGAAUAGCAAUAUGGCUCACAGUUUUCAAGCAUCAUAAGACACAGUAUCUGUCAUCAUCUAUUAUACGGAAUUCAUAUUGUGUGAUGUGAAUGUGAUGCAAAACACAUCCUCAAAUCCCAGUCAGUUAAAAUAUUCCCUUAGUUUCUUUCCUUUAAAUCUUUCCUGCUACCUUUAUGUACUAAAAGUGUCCUUUGGGCAAGUUCAAUGACAAAUAAUGAACAAAAAUACAAUCUAACAAUAUCAGUAUUUCAAUAUAUCAAUGGCAACAAAAUCAAUGUUUUCUGAAAAUCAAUCAGUUCUGUUCUGGGCCUGUUCCUGUCGUAUGUUCCCAUCUAUUGCACUUGGUUUUGUGUUCAUCCUGUAUGGAUAAAUUGAGUAUUAAUAGUGUUUGUGACAUCCUCACAUGUGGAAACUGGAACUAUGUCUCUUCCCCUGUUUAAAGUGCCUUUAGUCGUAUAGUAGUAACCUUCCCAUUUUAGAGCGAGCAAACCCUUGUCAGCAUGCUGUUAUCCUCCCAUGACUCUCUGGGUUAGCGUUCAUAAGUUUGUGCACCCUGUCAGUAGAUGUGUUGUGUGGAUAAUGCUUGUUUUGUAUUAGAGUCAGUUCAUGCUGCAGUUGUUUGGAUGUCGUAUAGUGUUGUCUUGAAUGCAUGGUAUGCAUGCACAUUGUUUACCAUCAACUCACACUGUUGUGCAAUUACAUUUCAAGCCAAUAGAGGGCAAUCACCCUCCGCUUUGACUGUAGAUCAGUGAAGGUGAAUGUCUGAGUGGGGUCUCCAAGAGCUUGGAUUGAAUCAAAUGUCCUCCAUGUAAGAGAAACAAAACAAAAGGUAAUAUAUUUGGUUUGUAAAUACAUUGUUUUCUUGACAGAAUAAUGAGGAAUAUGGGCUGGUUUAAAGGGAUCGUCAGAUUGUUGGGGAUUUAUUUAUUUGUCUGUAUGUGUUGUACAUGGGCGCAUGGUUGUAUCAGAUAUUAGUCAUUGCAUUUCAGAUGAUGUUGUUAAUAUUGUGCGGUGUUCUGCAUUGUAUUUUUCCCCAAGUGCCCUGAAUUUCCUAUUUGAACAUACCUUGAAACCAACGAGAGAGGUAUUGUCCUGUCUCUAAUGUGUAAAGUGUUUAUAAUAAUAACUUAAAUAAAAAAAUAAUUAAAAAAAACACAA
This is a messenger RNA of Pimephales promelas (fathead minnow), 2867 nucleotides long. RefSeq names its product KIAA0513 ortholog. NCBI's taxonomy places the organism in Eukaryota, Metazoa, Chordata, Actinopteri, Cypriniformes, Leuciscidae. The record is from RefSeq and is a predicted model, not a curated record.